AUGCUUCUCUUAGAUUAUCAGAACGUUUUGAUCCAGUCCCUUCUGACGGAGCGGUUCUCUGACGCACCCCCCGUUUCCAUUGACCAAGUGGUCUCCGACUUUGAUGGAGUGACAUUCCACCUCAGCACGCCCGAGUCCAAGACAAAGAUCCUCAUCUCGAUCCACGUGAAAUGCUUCAAGGAGCUGGUUCAAUACGGAGCCCAGGAGGUUCUGGCCAGAGAAUAUGGUCCCUACAUCGUUUCCCCCGAGCCGGGUUAUGAUUUCUCAGUACAAAUCGAUCUUGAGAACCUCCCCGCGGAGGAGGAAGCUCGGAAUGACCUGAUCAUGAAGCUUGCCCUCCUGAAGCGGAACGCAAUGGCUGCUCCGUUCGAGAGAGCCUUCGACGAAUUCAAUAAGCUUGCCGAGGAGGCUUCCCAAUACACAUCAGAGUCAGCACCAGCGGGUAUUCAGGAGGGUGGUGAGGUCAUGGCGAUCCACUACCGCGAGGAGGAGGCCAUCUACAUCAAGGCCAACUUCGACCGAGUUACUGUAAUCUUCAGCACUGUGUUCCGGGAAGAGACGGACCGAAUCUUCGGAAAGGUGUUCCUUCAGGAAUUCGUCGAUGCCCGGCGACGUGUCGUGACGCUACAGAACGCCCCUCAGGUUCUCUUCCGCAAUGACCCCCCUCUGGAGCUGGCCGGUGUACCUGGUAUUAAGGGCGCCGGCGAAGGCGAAGUCAGCUAUGUUACCUUUGUCUUGUUCCCUCGUCACUUGACCCCCCAGCGUCGCUAUGAGAACAUCUCCCACAUCCAGACUUUCCGUGAUUACUUCCACUAUCACAUCAAAGCCUCCAAGGCCUACAUCCACACCCGUAUGAGGAAGCGGACAGCAGACUUCCUGCAAGUUCUUAACCGAGCCAGACCUGAGAAUGAGGACCGGGAACGUAAGACGGCCAGUGGUCGUACUUUCCGAGUGCAGGCUUAG
Molecule: messenger RNA, 963 nt
Organism: Penicillium arizonense
Lineage: Eukaryota; Fungi; Ascomycota; Eurotiomycetes; Eurotiales; Aspergillaceae
Product: actin-related protein 2/3 complex subunit 2
Exons: 6
Coding region: 1-963 (320 amino acids)
Biological process (GO): actin filament polymerization; Arp2/3 complex-mediated actin nucleation
Cellular component (GO): actin cytoskeleton; Arp2/3 protein complex
Molecular function (GO): actin filament binding; structural constituent of cytoskeleton
Source: RefSeq, a predicted model, not a curated record